This is a messenger RNA of Penicilliopsis zonata CBS 506.65, 880 nucleotides long. RefSeq lists its product as hypothetical. The record is from RefSeq and is a predicted model, not a curated record. Bases 159 to 779 code for a protein of 206 amino acids. The transcript has 3 exons. NCBI's taxonomy places the organism in Eukaryota, Fungi, Ascomycota, Eurotiomycetes, Eurotiales, Aspergillaceae.
AAGGUCCGGUGCAGCAAGCACUUUGAACGCUCGGGAGCACUGUCAGAUAGCUGAUUUUCAUCUGCAUGAUGACUUGAAGUGCGUCCGCUUAACUCAUAGCUCCAAGAAAAAUACCCGCCUUCGGACUUGAAGCGGCGCUGUGCGCUUUCCAUCCUACAAUGCCACCUCGCGGCUUUGCAAACCCAGCCCCAAAGACCGAAUCUGCCCGUUCCGCGUUGAAUUCUUUUACCUGUACGCUAUGUAACAAAUCUUACUCGCGUCACCCGGAAUACGAGGCCCAUAUCGGGUCCUACGAUCACCAGCAUCGCAAGCGGCUCCAAGACCUGAAACAGUUGUCUCGCGACCCGAAUGCAGCGGAAAAGGCUCGUCGAUCAGAGAGAAAGGCAGACGCAGAGGCAGGCCUCCGAGUAAUCGACUCGAAUCCGAGUGGUGGCCCGACGAUAGCCGGCUCGUCAACAACAACAAUAACGUCAACAAGCGGCGGAGGGUUCAAAAAAGGCGGAUUCAAGAGUUCAUUCACUUCGGUCAAGGGCCCGGUUGCGUCAACAUCUUUAACAAAAAGAAAUGUAUUAGGCGACGACGAUGUGGAAGAUACCGGGGAGCCGAAAGAUGUCUUACCAAAGGAUAGACCCUCUUCAGGGAAACCUACUGCUACUCACCAUGACGCAGAAAGUGACACAGAUGAAGACUAUACGAUAGAUGCAGGCGAAGGGGGUUAUUAUGAUCCAAGGAAGCCGACGGGUUGCUUUACAGGCUGUCCAGGUGCAGUGAACGCUUAGCAGAAAGAAGGAAUACACUCUUAAUAAGGUCAAUCAAUUAAUCACUAGAUUAUUUAUGACAUUAAAAGAUUCUUUUCAAAUAGAAGCAAGAGCAGAUGGGU